Molecule: messenger RNA, 986 nt
Organism: Drosophila pseudoobscura
Lineage: Eukaryota; Metazoa; Arthropoda; Insecta; Diptera; Drosophilidae
Exons: 2
Coding region: 184-948 (254 amino acids)
Molecular function (GO): nucleic acid binding; zinc ion binding
Source: RefSeq, a predicted model, not a curated record
CGCUCCAACAGCUGGUUCAACUGCUUUCGAUGAAAUUAAAUGCUGAUGAAAUAGACAAGAAAAAUGAUGCAAAGCUGGUAGUGGAAAAUUUUGCCAAAAUUAUUCCAGAAUUCAACGGAGAAAAUAUGUCGGUACAGCAGUGGUUUAUUAACUUCGAGCUAUACGCUGAAGCAUACGGACUAAAUGACAAACAAAAAUACGUGCAAGCCCGAGCAAAAAUUACAGGAGUUCGAGUGUGAGCGUUUAUGCAGUGCGCAAAUUCACAAUCAAUUGUCUAUGCGAGUGAAGAUUACCGGCGAAAGUUUUCACGAAUAUAUACUACAGAUGAAACGCAUUGCUGCACGUGGGACAACAGACACGGAGUCGGUGAUUCAAUACAUUUUCGACGGACUGAAUUUAAAAACGGAUUAUAAGUACACCUUGAAUGGAUGCAGCUCAUACAAGCAGCUGCGAGAGAAGUACGAAAUCUACGAAAGAACGCUCGCGGUUGAUGGGGGUUUGGCCCCGAAACAAAAAGACUCACAGCCGUUCGGAAAGAAGUCCAAUUUCACCAAAUAUGAAAGGAAGCAACACUGUUACAAUUGUGGAUCCCAGGAGAAUCUACGCAAGGAUUGCCGAGCUGCAUUAAAGUGUUUCCGCUGCAAUCAGACUGGACACAUGUCUCAGGAUGUUUCCCUAUUAAAGAUGUUAGUGUUCGGCAAAAUGAGUGGUAUCCAUCUGCAAGCCAGUUCGUCAACUUUGGGGGGACUUGGAAACAACAUCACACGCUCCGCUGGGCAGUUUACGGCAGAAGUGGAGAUCGACGGAAUGCGACUGGCACACAAAUUCCUUGUGGUGGCCGAUCAUGCAGUCGGAUUCAAAUUGUUGCUUGGACACGACUUUAUAUCCAAGUUCACAAUGACAACAACGCCAGGAGGAUAUAAGUUUUCUCCCCUGCCGGGGAACUGAGGACACCAAACAGAUAAGUAUUUACAACGUGGUGGAAG